Arachis ipaensis is the source of this 2031-nucleotide messenger RNA. Its product is annotated as protein FAR1-RELATED SEQUENCE 5-like. The record is from RefSeq and is a predicted model, not a curated record. Lineage: Eukaryota; Viridiplantae; Streptophyta; Magnoliopsida; Fabales; Fabaceae. Gene Ontology annotation, molecular function: zinc ion binding.
ACCCCUAACUUUGAGCCGGAUGUUGAGAUCGCAACGGAGAAUGGCUAAUGAAGAAAUUCGAAGAAUGAACGACAUGAGAGAUGCUGGAAUUUUCACAACCCAAAUCUAUAUGCAUUUUGCUGAGCAAUCUGGUGGUUUUGAGAAUGUUAGAUUUCGAAGAAAAGACAUGUACAACCAAAUAGAAAAGCAAAGGCAAUUGAUGGAAAGUGAUGUGACCGAAACGUUGAAGUACUUAAAGAAGCGGAAGAAAUUAGAUCCAAAGUUUUACUGGAGCUACGAGGUGGAUAACAAUGGUGUGUUUCGGCACCUAAUCUGGAUGGACGGGAAGAGCCGUGUUGACUUUGAAGUAUUUGGUGAUGUUAUGGCCUUUGAUGCAACUUACAAGAAAAACAAGUACAAGUUUCCAUUGGUAGUUUUCUCAGGAGUGAACCAUCACCUUCAAACACUAGUUUUUGGUAGUGCAAUUGUGGCUGAUGAAGGAGAAGGAACUUACAUAUGGCUAUUACAAAGAUUCGUGGAAGCAAUGAAUGGUAAACGACCAGAUGCUGUGAUAACUGAUGGUGCCAAGGCUAUGAAGCUUGCAAUUGAAAAGGUCUUUCCAGAUGCACACCAUAGGUUGUACGGAUGGCAUUUGUUAAGAAAUGCCACAGCCAAUGUCUCCAAUCCCAAGUUUACCCAACAAUUCAGGAAAUGCAUGCUUGGCGAUUAUGAGAUUGAUGAGUUUGAGGAGAGGUGGGCGUCAAUGGUUGAUAGUUUUGGGGUUAAGGACAUGGAGUGGGUUGAGACCACUUAUGGGAUUAAAGAUAUGUGGGCUACAGCACAUAUGAGAGGCAAGUUCUUUGCCGGGUUGAGAACUACAUCGAGGUGUGAGGCACUACAUUCGCAAGUUGCUAGGUUUGUAAAAUCUGGCUAUAGCAUUAAGGAAUUCCUCCAUCACUUCCGCCGGUGGAUGGGUUUGUUGCGGAAUAAUGAGGUUGAGGCUGACUAUUACACCUCAUACGGGUUUCCGAUAAUGCAAACACAGGUGCAUGCAUUGGAGCGAUCAGGAGAAACUGUUUAUACAAGGGAGAUGUUCUACUUGUUUCGAUCAUUAUUGUUGAAAGCGUCAAGUGUGAUAAUAGUUGAUUGGCGAGAGACUUCAUGUAGUGUGAACUAUGAUGUACGAAAAUAUUAUAAGUUAACACGAAAAUGGGUUGUAUCUUAUUGGCCUGGCAGCAGUGAGUUUAGGUGUUCAUGUAAACGAAUGGAGUCAUUUGGCAUUCCAUGUGUUCAUAUCCUUCGUCUGUUGAUAUAUCUUCAAAUUACAGAAUUACCUGAGUCACUGAUAUUGAAGCGGUGGACCAUAAAAGCAAAAGAGGCACAUAUAAGGUUGGAGCAGUGGGGAUUAUUAGUUGGAGAUGGAAGUUAUGAGAGUAGGAUUGCUGCUAUGAAUGAUGAGCUAGAGGGCUUGCCAUUUGCUGCUUACGGAGAUUUAGGUGAUUUUAAGGAUGUUAUGGAGUGGGUUAGAAACAAAAAGGCUGAAUUAUUUGCCAAACAUGAAAAGAAUAGAGAAGGAAGUUCUAAUAGUGCGGGUGAGAAAUUCAAAACACGGACGGAUGCUACUUCAAAAGAAGCUGGGGACAAAAAGAAAAAGUGAAGGAUUCGGUGCAGCAGAUGUAACGGUAUAGGACACAAUCGGCAAAAUUGUCGGCGUGGAGAUGACCAUAAUCAAAUGGAAAGUAGAGAUGGAGGAGGUCCCGAAGAUGAUGACGAUUGGUCUAGUCAAACCAGUGAGGAGGGGAUCGAUGAAAUAGAUUUUGAUGUGACCAUCGGUAAUCAGAAAGGCAAAUAUCAUUAGCUAUUACUGUCUAGCCUUGGAUGAAAGAUGAAUAUGAAUUUUAUUUUUUUAGUUUUAGUGCAGGAAGUUUAUUGGACAAUAGUAAAAGUUUUUUUUAUUUAUUCUUAAUUUACUCUUUCGAUACAUUUGUUUUAUUUAUUUGCAUUUGCGGACUUAAGAUGACUUCUACAAAAAAAAAAAUAGUAGCAUAACCA